Messenger RNA from Aphanomyces astaci, 782 nucleotides. RefSeq lists its product as hypothetical. The record is from RefSeq and is a predicted model, not a curated record. The coding region runs from base 67 to 690 and encodes 207 amino acids. Lineage: Eukaryota; Oomycota; Saprolegniomycetes; Saprolegniales; Verrucalvaceae. The transcript has a single exon.
GUUGAUAUACAAAGUAGGCCCUGACGUCGCCAUUGUGCCAUUUGCCAGCUACCAGACACCAACAUCAUGCAGCUAUCUGCCUUCGCCAUCGCUGUUCUUGCCGCCCUUUCGACGCAUGAUGUCUCGGCUGUGGGGUGCACCCCCGACCAAAAGCAGCAAAUGCUCGAUGCGAUCACGACCCACCCGAGCUGGCCGGCGUGUCAGCAGGCCACAGAGCCAUUCGAUUUUUUCCUGGCAUUGACCCAGCAAGGCCCGAAACCAACCGCGAACGACUUGGCGAAAUUCCAAGCCGCCGCGCCAUGCAACACCGUGUAUGCGUCGUUCCAAGACGCCAUCAAGCGAGCCAAUUGCGACGAAAUCGCCGAACUCGUUGGUGUGCCCGCUGACCAGCUAGUGCCGGCUGCUGCCCCAUCCACCGCCACACCACGCGACCAGGCAGCGGCCCUAUCCCCCGCUGUACCGGCGAAGUCGCCACGGCCUAUGGAAUCUGAGACGUUGGCACCCCCACGAGCGUCCGUCGCCUCUUCAAUGCCCCCAAAAUCGACGGUGCCCGCGGUUCCAGCAGCGACGACUAAAGUCAUGGAUAAAAUGACUGGGAAGAAAAUGCAGCCUCCGUCAUCGUUGGCCGCAACUUCGGCGUCACUGGCCUUGUCAGCCAUCAUGGCGGCCAUCGUGGUGACCAUGUUUUAACUGCAACCGGGCAGUCACAACUUGACCACUUGUACACUUUGAACCCUUUAAAAGAGUAUUGCAUAAAUAGAUAACCAAUGAUUUUAAUUGCG